AUGACAAUAAUUCAUUACCAGAUUGGCAUCGGCGCUCAGGCACUCGAAAUCUGCCUUGCAAAAUGCGGCCACAUGGCAUGGCCUGAUCGACAAGGCUAUCUGAAACGUGAGCUGCAGGGGGUUUACGCCAUUGGCGGUAUCCUUGUCAAAUGCGUAAACGUGGGAAAAAAGCCUAGACCUUGA
This is a messenger RNA of Penicillium verrucosum, 183 nucleotides long. RefSeq lists its product as uncharacterized. The record is from RefSeq and is a predicted model, not a curated record. The transcript is spliced from 2 exons. The coding region runs from base 1 to 183 and encodes 60 amino acids. NCBI's taxonomy places the organism in Eukaryota, Fungi, Ascomycota, Eurotiomycetes, Eurotiales, Aspergillaceae.